AUGACUACCGUGGUGGCCGUCGGUACUCCCCUUGCGGAGGCCCUGAGUGGUGUGAUUCAGCCCAAACUGGUGGAAAUGGGAUGGAGCUCCGAUGGGGGCGACGAUUCAGCCUUGACCGAAUAUGUGAUUUUGAUGCUUGUGAACGGCAAGACCCAGGAACAAAUUGCCGGCGAACUUUCCAACGAUCUUUUGGGACUGGGCGAAGGUGAUACACAGGCUUUGGAUUUCUCUCGGUGGCUUUUCGAACAGGUCGACAAUCUCAACCGACAGAUCAAUGGCGGAGGUGCCCCGGCAUCAAACGAACCUGCGUCCGCGCAGGCCAUUCCCUCUUUUACCGAUCAAGAUAUGGCCCAAGCGCCGGGCCCCGAUAGUGCGAUGGAUGCAGACAUGGGUGAUGCAGGAGGUGAUAGCAUUCCGACCGGGCCGAAAGCCAUGCGCAACGGCCGACCAGGUGGUAGAGGGAGGAUGCUUAACCAAAUCAAUAGGUCGAUGGACCGCAAUGACUCGGCGCUGCAUCGUGUCCGUGGGCAAGGUGGCAGUGGCCGAAUCAACUCCCAUGGUAGAGACAACAUGAAGGGUGGCCGAUUCAAUCAGAAUGGUGGCAGAAUGUCCGGUGGACGGCAAAUGAGUGGUAUGGGUAUGGGCAACCAAAUGGCCGGUGCCGCGGGCAACCUGAUGAACAUGAACCCCAACGAUCAGAUGCACCUCAUGUCUCUCCUUGAAGAACAAGCAAGAAUGAUGGCACAGUUUAUGCCGGGAUUCGUUCCGCCCGCGAUAAAUCCGGCUUUCCAGCAGAACGGUCCUCAACAAGGACGCUCAUUGUUUGACCGAGUUGAACGCCAGGGACAGCGGUCCUUCAACCGAGGACACCAAAACGCUCAAAAGAAUACCGAUGUUGACAUGGACAUGGCCAAAGAUGGAGGACAGGACGAGAGUAAUACCGACAAUGUAUGCCGGUGGAAUCUCCGAUGCACGCGGAAAGAUUGUCCCUUCGCGCACCAGUCACCGGCUGCCCCCGAGGGUGCUCCAAUCGAUCCAGCAGACCAGUGUACUUUUGGAGCAGCGUGCAAGAACAGAAAGUGUACUGGACGUCAUCCCUCUCCCGCCGUCAAAUCCGCACACCAAGCCGAAGAGCUCUGCAAAUUCUUCCCCCACUGUGCAAACCCCCAUUGCUCCUUCAAACACCCCUCGAUGCCUUUGUGUCGCAACGGCGCGGACUGCUCUGCAGAGGACUGCAAAUUCACACAUGUCCAGGUACCUUGCAAGUUCAACCCGUGCCUCAACCCCAAUUGCACAUACAAGCAUGCAGAGGGCCAAAAAGGCACUUUUGGGGACAAGGUGUGGACUGCAGGAGAGCAAUCUCAUGUCAGUGAACGGAAGUUUGUGGCGGAUGAAGGUACGGAGGAAUUAAUCAAGCCUGACGCUCCUAACGAUGCCCACGAUGCUCAAAACCAGGAGGUUGCGACAUGA
Messenger RNA from Aspergillus wentii DTO 134E9, 1470 nucleotides. Its product is annotated as mRNA-binding protein NAB2. Gene Ontology annotation, biological process: regulation of mRNA stability. Gene Ontology annotation, cellular component: nucleus; cytoplasm. The transcript is spliced from 2 exons. Lineage: Eukaryota; Fungi; Ascomycota; Eurotiomycetes; Eurotiales; Aspergillaceae. The record is from RefSeq and is a predicted model, not a curated record. Gene Ontology annotation, molecular function: poly(A) binding. Bases 1 to 1470 code for a protein of 489 amino acids.